GGCUGCGCGCACCCGGGCGGGGCAGCCGGAAGCCGGAGCCGCCACAGCACCGAGGAAGGGGCUCAGUGCCGGCCCUCAGCUCCGCUCCUCGCCGUUCGCCUCCGCCGGGCCGGCCGGAGCGAGCGCCGCGGAGCCGCCCGCCGCCAUGUCCAACAUGGAGAAGCACCUCUUUAACUUGAAGUUUGCUGCAAAGGAACUCAACAGGAACUCCAAAAAAUGCGACAAAGAAGAGAAGGCUGAGAAAGCUAAAAUCAAGAAGGCAAUUCAGAAGGGCAACAUGGAGGUGGCACGGAUCCACGCCGAGAACGCCAUCCGCCAGAAGAACCAAGCCAUCAACUUCCUGCGCAUGAGCGCCAGGGUAGAUGCUGUUGCAGCGAGGGUUCAGACUGCAGUCACAAUGGGCAAGGUAACGAAGUCGAUGGCAGGGGUAGUUAAGUCUAUGGAUGCCACACUGAAGAGCAUGAACUUGGAAAAGAUCUCUGCACUAAUGGAUAAAUUUGAGCAUCAGUUUGAAACUCUGGAUGUUCAGACACAACAGAUGGAGGACACAAUGAGCAACACUACUACGUUAACAACGCCACAGAACCAAGUGGAUAUGCUCCUACAGGAAAUGGCAGAUGAAGCAGGUCUUGAUCUGAACAUGGAACUACCUCAAGGACAGACAGGUUCUGUUGGAACAAGUGUUGCCUCAGCAGAACAGGAUGAGCUGUCUCAGAGACUGGCCCGCCUACGUGAUCAAGUCUAAGAGAGCUGCAGCUCUCUCCACCUGCUUUCACAGCACCCUCUCUGUACCUAACCCUUCAAUACACUAGGAAAGUGUAUCCAGUAUGGCUUUGGUGUCUGAAUAUUUGUAAUCUAGGGUACUCCACUCCAAGCUUGCUACUCUUUCUAAAAUACAUUGUAAGUGACCCCAAAAUAUCAGCUCUCUAAUGUCCUUUUUCUGUACAUUUUGAAGUUGAUAUAUAUUUUUUUGAGAGGUUUUUUUUUUCCCCCACAAAAUCAAGUUGACAUUCUGAGUCAGCUAGCAGUGGUGGUGCAUUCUAGCUGAGGCAGAAGCAGGUUGCCAUUGAUGUUUUAAAUUAAGAAGUGAUUUCUUUUUAAAUGCUGAGAACUGUUUGUGGUGGAGAACUGAUGUGUUCAGUUCAGGUGAUAGUUGUAGAUAACUUUCUGACACAGCCAAACUCCUGGAACAAGCAGAGGUGGCCAGCGUGGACUCCAUGGACUUGAAGAAGUGGACUUCAGGCUGAGGUUUUGAGUCUUUUCCAGCUAGAGGAAUUGUCUUGAAAUGGGACUUUCAGUUAAAAAAUUGGGUUACCAAAAGCUGUUUCCAUACAACUGGGAACUUGUUUGGUGUCACCACCUUAAGCACAGGAGGAAUAAAAUCUAUUUUUCAACUCUUUGUCAGUUCUGUUGAGUGCUGUAACUUGCUCCUUGGUUAAUGUCAAGUGCUGUAGUGUCUCCCUGUUACUUCUCAGUGCCCUGGGGUACAGCCUUUUAUGUCACUGACUGUUCUGCCAAGGUUCUGGUUCCUGCUGAUCAGGACUAUCCAUUUCUGUAGAUUCAAGCUAAAAAGCUUUAUAGGAAGCAACUGAAGCUGCUUUUCUCCAUUCCUCCUUCUGCCUUUGCUUUUAUCUAGUCACUUUUUUUAUAAGUAGGGACAAGUCUUGUGAUCCUUCUCCUCAGCCUUCCGCCUUGGAGGGUACAG
Dryobates pubescens (Downy woodpecker) is the source of this 1705-nucleotide messenger RNA. It is a transcript of the gene CHMP1B, whose product is annotated as charged multivesicular body protein 1B. The record is from RefSeq and is a predicted model, not a curated record. Gene Ontology annotation, cellular component: ESCRT III complex; multivesicular body. The transcript has 8 exons. Gene Ontology annotation, biological process: late endosome to vacuole transport; endosome transport via multivesicular body sorting pathway; protein transport. NCBI's taxonomy places the organism in Eukaryota, Metazoa, Chordata, Aves, Piciformes, Picidae. Bases 146 to 745 code for a protein of 199 amino acids.